This is a messenger RNA of Styela clava, 3121 nucleotides long. Its product is annotated as voltage-gated potassium channel subunit beta-2-like. Gene Ontology annotation, cellular component: voltage-gated potassium channel complex; cytoplasm. Gene Ontology annotation, biological process: potassium ion transport; regulation of potassium ion transmembrane transport. Gene Ontology annotation, molecular function: voltage-gated potassium channel activity; potassium channel regulator activity; transmembrane transporter binding. The record is from RefSeq and is a predicted model, not a curated record. Lineage: Eukaryota; Metazoa; Chordata; Ascidiacea; Stolidobranchia; Styelidae.
CGCUGUCAACAGGCGGUGCAACGCGUAAACUGCAGAAACUAUGCGGUCUAUUUGAAUCGGCGGCGAAUCGUUAUUCAGUCGGUAUAAUUUUUGCUUCAGCUAGACUAGUUAGUUCUAUGUCACAAAAUGUGAAUUAAGGAUAUAAUUAUACUUGUAGGGUAACUUAUAUAGCCUACUACAUUCUGACAUUUCAGGCAGUCUGCUAGUUGAAAGCCUAAAAUACCGGAAAACUGCAAGAGAAUUUUUCCUCUGGCUAUUUUAUUUUUGUCACAUACAGACAUAGGGGUUAUAUAACAUUACAGCAAUAGGUUUUGUGACAUAAUUUGGAAUAUUAUGAAAUGUGAAAAUUGCACCAAAAUAGAAAAUAAAAACAAAUUAGUGAGAUCUGAUUUCAUUUUAAAAUUAUUGACAAAAAAAAAGAAUACAGUCUUGCAAUUUCUGAAUUUACUAUUUGCAUACUGAAGAGUUUUGGCUUUGCUCUUUUAUAUAGAAUUGAUUUUAGUCAUGGACUUCUGGACUUGAUGACUUGUUUCAUCAAAUCUUUUUAUUUUGUGGCAUUCCAAAAAUUCGAAAAAUUUAUUGCAAAACACUUAUUAAUAAAUCAUUUAUUCUAUAAACCUAUUGUUAUGCAUGUGUCUGUUUUUUCUGAGUAAUUGAGAUUAAAAUAGCAAAAUACACUCACAUUUCAGUAGCGCACAGUUUCCCUGAAUCCAAGAUGUCCCGACAUUUGAUUCAAUAAAACAAUCACCCAAUUUGUCUCUGAAACGAGGGUGCCUGGUGUACAUUUUUCAUAUUUUUUUUCAAUCAGUUCAUCAUUCACAUAGAAAAAUGUUAUAUAGAAAUCUUGGAAAAUCGGGCUUGAAAGUUUCAGUCAUAGGUUUGGGGACAUGGGCGACUUUUGGAGGUCAAAUUAAUGAAGAUCUUGCAACACAAAUUGCAACAGUUGCAUAUGAGAAUGGUGUGAAUGUAUUUGACACAGCUGAAGUAUAUGCAGGUGGAAAGGCAGAGAUUGUUCUUGGCAAUAUUUUGAAAAAAAAGAGAUGGCGCCGUUCGAGUUAUAUUGUCAUGACAAAAAUUUAUUGGGGUGGAACAGCUCCCACGGAAGUUGGAUUAUCACGAAAACAUAUUAUUGAAGGACUUGAUAGUUCUCUGCAAAGGCUUCAAUUGGAUUAUGUUGAUGUCGUAUUCGCUAAUCAAUUUGACGAUGCUACACCAGUUGAAGAAGUGGUUCGUGCAUUUACAUUCUUAGUUAAUCAAGGAAAGGCAAUGUAUUGGGGCACGUCAAGGUGGUCUGCGACACAAAUUAUGGAAGCUCAUUCAAUUGCAAAAGAAUUUAAUCUUAUUCCACCAGUUGUUGAACAAUCAGAAUAUCAUUUUUUCCAACGUGAAAAAGUUGAAUGUGAAUUGCCUUAUUUAUAUGACAAGAAAAACAUGGGAAUAAUGACAUGGUCUCCACUUGCUUCAGGAAUAAUAACAGGAAAAUAUAGUGAUUCAAUACCAUCGCAGUCAAGAGCAAAUUGGAGGGGAUUUUCUUGGUUAAAAGAUAAAAUAAUCAGUGAUGAAGGUCGGCGACAACAAGCGAAACUUGUUGAAGCAAGAAUUGUAUCAGAUCGUCUUGGAUGUACACUUGCACAAUUAGCUAUUGCUUGGUGUUUACGUCUUGCUAUGAACAGCUCUGUAUUAAUUGGAGUAUCAACCAUAGAACAAAUUUAUGAGAAUCUUAAUGCAAUCAAAAUUCUCCCAUUAAUCACUGAUGAAAUAUCUAACGAAUUGGACAAGAUUCUUUCAAAAUGAAUCUGCUUAUUUGCCCUUGUUCAGAUAUAGGCGUUCAAUACCUCAGAUGUUCUUUGCGUCGGGACUUUUAAAAACCCUAUUUUUGAUGGUGUGAGGUAGUAAGUGAAAUGAAUGAUGAUCAGCACUUAAAUCGCCUACUAUCUUGACAUGCAUUACAUAUGAUUUGAUCUGAACUUUUAUUGACUAUAUUUGGAGUGACAUAAAUGUGAUUAGAUAACAUAUAGAAUUGUUUCUUGCCACAUUCUUCUUUAUAGUCAACUCUAGUUUAAGUCAGUGUAAGAGUCUGAUAUAAAAUUAUUCAAAAAUUGCAUGAACAGGAAAUGAAAACAAUACUAGAAAAUAUAGAAAUAAACCAUUCAUUGCUGUGACAGUAAGCGGUAAAAAUUGAUUGUAUGAGAUUCAAUAUUUGCUUUUAGACUGUUCAUUUUAUCAUAAAAUCCAUAUAUUCGAAAGUAGCACUGUUAUUAUUGUUUUUGAUCUGUAAGAUAUGAACAAAAUUUGGUGAAAUGUUCAGUCAGCGUCAGUUAUUUGAGCAAAUAUGACCGUUUUCAAAUAGAUGAAAUCUUUUUUUUGUGUUUUUUAAUGUUCCAUUGUCCCAAUACAGUCAAAUAGAAAAAAUGUUGUCAAACAAUGGAUAAAGUAAAUAUCAAAAUUUUAUUGCCCGUUGUCAUAAAAAUAGCGAGCUUCCACAAACUUCUUCAAAUUUAUGGUAAAAGGAAAAUCAGGCAAUUACCAAAUCUUAUCAUGAUUAAUUGUAAUUUUAACAGAGCAUUUUUUGCAUAAUUUACUCCUGAAAUUUAAAUUACUUUUGUGUAGUUAUUCAACUGAUAGAUCUAACGGCACUCUUAAAUAAACAUGUUUUGAAAUGGCAUAAUAAAACCAUUUAAAUCCAUUGUGCCAUUGUGAGAAGAAAGCGAAUAAAAUUGCCCUACUAUGACGAAUUGAAUACAGACAAUGUGAAAUGUAUUAGGGUUUUGAGGAAAGCAUUUUUCUCAACAACUACUAGAUCAAAUCAAAUUCAAAUUAUCAGUCAUUGAAGAGGGAGUAUGCCACUAAAUAGCUGCUUUUUUAAAAUUCUCUCGUGAGCCCUAUGAAGUCCAAACAUCAUUUUCUUGGUUCUUUCAAUUCAUGGUACACCUUUAUGUUGCAUUUGUUACAAGUUUUUUUAACAAUCGGCUGGAAUUUUACUGACAUUCAUUGACAUAUUAGUCAUGUGAGCUUCAUGGCCAUACAAUUGAACAUUGCUCUUUCGACUAUAUUUGUAUAUACCGUACAUAGGCUAUGCAUAUUUAUAUCGAAUUUUGUGAUAAAAAAUUUAUUUUUUGUA